CCCGCGGGGCCGCGCCGGAUGCGAUGCUCGAGGACUUGGAGCUCGAGGUGCUCGAGCUGCUCGAGCUGCUAGGGCUCAAGAUCGAUCGAGAUUGCUUUCUAUCGGAACUCCGUUGCAUUGCUCGGCGAGAGAUCGAGGAGAUGAUGCCGUCCUUGGCUUCGGGUUCUGGUCCGGUCGUUCCAUUGCGCUGGAAAGUAUGUCAGCGACUGCUGUGAUCAUGCGCAGCUCUCUUUUCGUCGGUAAAGCGAGCAUGGAGAUUUCGCCGCGAGAUGCUGUGCCGUGAUUCGCCGAGCUGAUCAUAUGCCCAGAAAACAUGUCUAUCGCAAUUGGGUACUGCAAGGACGUCGGCGGUACUUGAGGUGCGGUUUUUCUGUUCUUUUAUGGUCACUGCUCCAAGAAUCCUCGCUUCCUCGAUCGCUCUCUCACGUUCGAGCUCUCGGAAGCCUCUCGGAUAGUCUGUUGCACACAUCGUGACGCAAUCGCCAGAGAAGAAGAUCCAGAGCGAUGGCAGAUAGUCUCGAUUCGCGUAUGGAUUGCGUGCAUCUCGUGGGAGUUUUGUUGCUUGCGUUGCUGAGUUUCUCGCAGCUGAGCACCGCUGCUGCUGUGGACACUGAACAAUGUGAAUGGGCCGUGACGAGAUUCCAAGACUAUCUGAGGAUCAGAACGGUGCACCCGACUCCGGACUACUUGCCGGUGACGAAAUUUCUCAUACAGCAAGCACAGUCGCUGUCGCUGGACAGUAAAAUCCUGGAGUUCGCUCCUUCAAAACCAAUCGUUCUUAUGACAUGGACUGGGACGGACCCGGAAUUGGCCUCCGUCAUGUUCAACUCUCACACGGAUGUGGUGCCAGUGGAGCUCUCGAAAUGGAAGCAUCCCCCGUUCGCUGCUCACAUGGAUGACGAGGGCAACAUUUUUGCCAGAGGGUCGCAGGAUAUGAAAUCUGUCGGAAUGCAGUAUUUAGAGGCGGUUCGGAAUCUCAUGGACGCUGGAUUCGUCCCAUUGCGCUCGGUCCAUUUCUCCUAUGUGCCCGACGAAGAGGUUGGGGGAGCUGACGGAGCUGAGGCGUUCGUGGAAUCUCAUGAAUUCGAGGAGCUCGAUGUCGCCGUUGUGGUCGAUGAGGGCAUGGCAUCAAUGGAUGACAGUUACCGCGUGUUCAACCGGGAGAAAAUUCUGUGGUCGUUCGUCAUCAAGGCUGUGGGUAGUCCCGGACAUGGAUCUAGGCUCUUCGAAGGCAUGGCCGUGGACAACUUGCGGGAAGCAUUGAAUCGAGUAGCAGCGUUUCGAGAACGUCAGCUGAACGUCUUGAAGGCAGGCGAGGUUGCAGAAGGCGACGUCGUGUCUAUCAACAAUGUCUUCCUCAAAGCUGGCACACCCACUCCCACGGGCUUCGUGAUGAAUAUGCAACCUUCACAGGCGGAAGCUGGCUUUGAUAUGCGCUUGCCACCAGAAGUUGAUGCAGAUGCUUUGGAGAAGCUUAUUACGGAGGAGUGGGCCCCUGCGUCUCAUAAUCUCAGUGUCCAUUUUGUCAGCAAGCAGCAAGUCCGGGACGAAAAUGGGAAGCCUUUGAUUACUUCGAUAGAGGAUUCAAAUCCUUGGUGGGUGUUGCUGAAAAAUGCCAUCACUCAAUCAGGUGGAAAGCUUCACAUUCCAGAAACUCGCACUGGUGCCUCGGAUUGUCGAUUUUCUCGCCGGAAAGGAAUACCUGCUUUCGGGUUCUCCCCUAUGUCCAACACACCUAACUUGAUGCAUGCCCACGAUGAGUUUCUGAACGUCGAAGAGUACCUCAAAGGCAUCAAAGUGUACGAAGAGAUCAUUAAAGCUUUCUCCGGUCCUCAUGACGCUGAUGGCCAUCUGGACACAUCGAGGUCAUUUUGUGAGAAGCUCCGACCUGUGAGCUGCAGAAACAAAGAGAUCAUUAAAGCUUUCUCCGGUCCUCAUGACCGGAGAAAGCUUGUGGACACAACGAGGUCAUUUCGUGAGAAGCUCCGACCUGUGAGCUGCAGAAACCUCUCGGGUUUUCUCCCCAUGAAGAGUAUCUUUACAUCAUAGCACAAGCACAGACCUGGAAGCAAUCCUUGACCUUUAAACGCUUAGUCAGCCACCGUCGAUCGAGCACGCUGUUUCUGCAUACUUGAUCAUGCUCUACGGCGGGAAGUCGCUGCAAAUGUUCCAGAUCACGCACUCCAGACGAACUAACUCAAGAACCAAGUUCAGCUCCGGCCUCAUACAGACCUCUUUCAUAUCUAGCAGCCUCCACGCGGAUAUGAAAAGGUCGAAUUUCGCCCGAAUUUCAGGUCCAUGUUGGGAUGGACGUGCAAUUACUCCUGGCAAUGGACGUAGUCUACAACAUUAGUGCUAGCUACUUCGAAGUUAGGUUCAGUGUAUGAACUGUGAAAUGAGAUGAAGGGGUGAAUCAAUCGCUGGCACCUGGUCUCCUCAGGACUCACUUCGUCCGAGACGCAAUAAUUAACACUGCGGUCGGAACAGCAGCCUCAGUUGAGAAUCAAAAGUUCGGCCGUAUUGCCGUCACUCAGAUCCUCGAACAGUUCGAAGCUUGGAGACCGUCAUCAAGUUUUCUCUGCCUUGUUCCCUUAAAGAACGUCUGUUUGUAGCGGAUGAAUUGACUUUCACAAGAUUAAAUUACUGACACCGGUAAGCAAAACGACGCCUGUUUCUCCAGUGUCCCAUGGUUUUGACCGAACCAAAGUGGGAAGUAAAAUGUGUUGGCUGCUAUUCGUUAUGACGGUAGUGAUUCAGUGAAUUGAAUGAACUAUUCCAGCGCACA
This is a messenger RNA of Marchantia polymorpha subsp. ruderalis, 2785 nucleotides long. The record is from the annotation of a GenBank genome assembly. NCBI's taxonomy places the organism in Eukaryota, Viridiplantae, Streptophyta, Marchantiopsida, Marchantiales, Marchantiaceae.